UUGAUCAGCUGUUGUGGCUGCCUAGCAAUGGAAAAGAAUUUUUGCUAUUGACAAAUGUUGUUAUUUUUGUAAAAGUGUUUAACAUUUAUUGCGCACGCUUUAUUCCUUUUUCACAUAAUUAACUUUAAAGUGCUAUUGCUGCUGCUGCUGUGUAAAAGCAGCUGAAACGAUUGCGGCAGUGUAUGAAAUCGACAAGUUUUAUUGUUGUUGUUGUUGCUGUUGCUGCUUGUAAACAAAUAAUUUGCAGCGGCUCAAGUGGAAAAUUAAUAAUAACAAAUGCAGUCGCAAAGCUGAGACGUUAAAAAAUGGACAACAAGAAGGAUAUCUACAAUUUGUGGGUGCAGUACACAACAAAGAAUGAUGAGACGUACUUCCGUGAGUUUGUGGCACGUUUUGUGGACAUUUGGCGCAGUCAAUUGCAGCUGGACUUUCACUCCGACGACUGUCCAUUGUGGCACGAAGUGAGACCCGACAAUGGACCACAUCUGGGAAGAUUGCCGGAUGAGCUGCUGCCCGCUAUCGGCAAGUUUAUAAUUGUGGCACGUGAUGCCUGCGAUACGGAUCAACUGUCGGAGCAGGGCAUUGAACAGGUGGCCAUUCUGAUUGAUUGCCUGGUGAUUGUCUGUCGACACUUUGACAACAUUUUGGCCAUCAUCAAGUACGAGUACAAGCCCAAUCUAAUCGCCAUACUAUCCAAGCUAUUUAAUCAGCAAAUGGAAGAGCGACGUGCUUCGCCAGCUAUGACUCAUCUCUUUCGCAGUUUCUCAGCAUUCCUCGAGGUCAUGUAUGAUCCCUAUCUCACCUGGCGAAGCUUCCUACGCGGCCAGGCAGCUGAUUACAGUCGUCUGCCUUAUAAACCACAUGCGGUGCAUGUCGAAAUCGUGCCCUUUAUCUAUGAUUGCUUUCAGAACGAGGAGCUGCUCCGAUUCGCAGACAUUGGCGAGAGUCUGCUGCAUGUGUUGGGCGCAGUUAUUUGCGGCUCUCAGCGCAAUGGCAUGAGAGCCAUUUGUCCCGCAACUGUAUCGAUUAUCAUGAGAAUAUUGCAACAAUGGGAGAGUGCGAGAAACUUGCGUCAUGUGGCACUCAAUUGUUACGCCUUGAUGGUCAUUGUGCUACAAAAAUCUAGUCCAGAAGAACGCCAAAUAGAUCUAGUUACGUUAAUACAACUCUAUUGUGAUGCACUGCAGCAGCUGCUGGCCACAAAGCACUUUGAUAGUGGAGAUGCCAACUUUGAUAUUACCAGCGACAGUGACAGCGAUGUGGCCAUUGAUGUCAAUGCACUCGCCGCUAGUGUGGCUGGAGUUCAGCUCUUUCUGCCUCCUGGUAAUGCCGGAACUGCAGUCAGCGAAGUCAUUGGCGAGACAAACUUACUGGAGCUGCUCAUCGGAUUGCCGCAGGGCAUCAAGCACUGGCACGUCUCCCACACGAGUUCCUUGAGCAGCACCAUGGAUUCUCUGGCUGCCUUGACGCACAGCUCGCCACGCAGCGCAGAGCUAUUAAAACUGGGUGGAAAGAUUGAGCGACUCUUUGGUCACAUGCACGACCUUGAUGCACCGUCAGUGGCAUUGCUAGAUUCCUGUUUCCAUUUGGGUUACAAUGCAGAGCAGCAACUGUUGGUGCUGCCCGAGGUGAUGUUGCAGUUGCUGAAAUGGCUGCCAGAUCUGCAGGAGCAGGAGCAGUUGCAUGUGAGCACGUUGUUACUUAAGGGCUGCACGGAUAACUAUGGCACUAAAACUGUGGCCUGUGGUAGCCGUGUCGUCAAAGCUGUCUGUGGUUGCUUACUACGUUCGGAAACGCUUAGCGAGAUCUGUGCACAGAAUCUGAUCAAGAUGAUUGAGGAGUUGAGCAAACUCAGCAUUGUGCCCGUGGAACUGAAGUGUAUCUUUGCCCUGCUGCGUCAGGGAUCUCAAUUUCCUCAACACAAACAGCUGCAACAGACUCUCGUCAUGAUUGCAUUGCAGAGUCUGCGUGGCAGCAACUGUUGCUCUGAAUACUUUGCCAUCGAGCAGCCCUCGGAUGGAAUUACAGUGCCAGAGAUUAGAAACUGGAUCUCUGGCUCCUAUGGCUUCAUCUUUCACAUACUCGUGCGCUUUAAUCCUCCCGAUGCCGAGUCCAACUCUCGUCGCAUGCUGCUCACUUUGCUGACGGCAAGCGGAGGUGGCUUUGAGGUCUUUGUGCAGUCCAAUGGCAACGUUGUGGUGGCUGCAUUGACACGUCGAGAAUACCUCACAUCGGCCACGGCCACCAAGACUUUAUUGGAUGGACAGUGGCAUUAUCUGACGGUGGCCAUAACACCGCCCAAGCGACCAUUCUCCUACAGUCAGAUCAACAUCUUUGUUGACUUUGUGCAGAAACUCAGUGCCACACUUAAGGUACAGGCUGUGAACGAACCCUUCACUGUAUGCUCCAUUGGUGCUGUGGUGGCACCACAGCCCAAGCAGAGCGAGAUCACCAAAAGCGGCAUCUUGCCGCGUUCCUCAUCACAGGAGAGCGGUCCCGUCUACAAGGGCAUGCUGCCAAGUCUUCUAGAGCGCACACUCUCUGCAAAU
Molecule: messenger RNA, 2549 nt
Organism: Drosophila innubila
Lineage: Eukaryota; Metazoa; Arthropoda; Insecta; Diptera; Drosophilidae
Product: neurobeachin-like protein 1
Exons: 9
Source: RefSeq, a predicted model, not a curated record